Molecule: messenger RNA, 775 nt
Organism: Eremomyces bilateralis CBS 781.70
Lineage: Eukaryota; Fungi; Ascomycota; Dothideomycetes; Eremomycetales; Eremomycetaceae
Exons: 3
Coding region: 229-705 (158 amino acids)
Source: RefSeq, a predicted model, not a curated record
CUCGUUAAUUGAGAGUUUAAUUGUUCACCUUGCCAUUGAACAAUUGACCAUUCGGAACGUGCUCCUUGAAAUUCGCAUAAAAGAACAAGCUCGACAGUAUACACCAUACCUGAUACUUAUCCCCUUGGAGAGUCCGACGUCCAAUUGACCAUAUAUCAUCACCUCAUCCAUUUUGGAAGGUCUCAAUUUCCCCCACCUUCCUAUCUCCAAACCCCAGGAACCGCAACCAUGAUCUCCUCACGAUCCACCAUUGUUCUUCAACGAUCCGCCAUCCACUCCUCACCUCUCAGACUCCCAAUCUCAGCACGACGCACAUAUGCCGAUGCCUCGGAACGCAUCAAAGGGAAAAAACAAGGCGGACCCGCACCUUAUAUCAUCGGAGCCGUACUCUUUUGCGUACCUCUCGGCUAUUACCUAUGGAGCAACGCCAGCCGCACCGCAGCCAAGGAACAGGCCCCUCUUCUACCGCAUCAGGGUUCCGGCGACCCCAUGAGCGGGCAAAAGGGACCCAGCAACGGCGUGGCGGACCAAACCAUCCCCCUUCUGUCGCGGAACCCGGACACGAGCAACAAGGGCGAGGACGCGGUCGAGACGGCUAAGAUCGUCGAGACGAUCCAGUCGGAACAGCCGACGAUCCGGAGGGAGAGCAUGAGGGAGAAUCAAGAGACAAGGGCGUAUCAGGACCCCAUCAAUAAGCCAUCGUAAUGAAAGAAUGGUAGGAUAGGGAGAACUAUGCUGGUGAGCGAAAGAAAAAGGCCGGAGCGAGGGGAUCGAA